Molecule: messenger RNA, 486 nt
Organism: Anguilla anguilla (European eel)
Lineage: Eukaryota; Metazoa; Chordata; Actinopteri; Anguilliformes; Anguillidae
Gene: rpl37a
Product: ribosomal protein L37a
Exons: 4
Coding region: 100-378 (92 amino acids)
Biological process (GO): translation
Cellular component (GO): ribosome
Molecular function (GO): structural constituent of ribosome
Source: RefSeq, a predicted model, not a curated record
UGGUCCUCCAAUAUCCCAUAAUGCCAAAUUGUUGGCAAUGGUAAAACGCGGCUGCGCAGUCUCUCGGUCCUCUUUUCCUCCCACAGCUCUUCUGAUAUUAUGGCUAAACGCACCAAGAAGGUGGGGAUCGUAGGGAAGUACGGCACCCGUUAUGGGGCCUCCCUCAGGAAGAUGGUGAAGAAGAUUGAGAUCAGCCAGCACGCCAAAUACACCUGCUCUUUCUGCGGAAAGACAAAGAUGAAGAGAAAGGCUGUCGGCAUCUGGAACUGUGGGUCCUGCAUGAAGACUGUUGCUGGAGGCGCAUGGACGUACAACACAACGUCUGCCGUUACAGUGAAAUCUGCCAUCAGAAGGCUGAAGGAGCUCAAGGACCAGUAAUCUUCAGGAGCUCAGUGUUUUUGUACAGUUUCACAGAUUUGACUCGGGCCCUGAAUAAGCUGUGUGACCACUUCCAACAUCCCGCAAUAAAAUUGUCAUCGCAAGAGC